AUGCCGCGUCCAGGCGUUCUUCUAAUCCCUGAAGUCGUUCCUCCACCAGCCUCCCCUCUUCCGCUUCCGCCGCCCCCUCACCGGCGCCCCGACCACUUGCAGGCACGCGCGCAACAGCAGCGGGGGGGGCAUGCGCGCAGGGGGGACCCGCCUAGGCGCGCGCGGCAGCUCAAGAUCUGGGACCUCCAACCCGAGCUCCCGCCCGCCCCUCAUCUGCGCCAUGACCGCGCGCUUGAGCGCGAGUUCGCGCAGCAACUCCGCAAUCUCCCGCCGGAGCUGCCGCCUGCCUCCCAACCGGACGCGGGACUGCCCGAGGCGCCUCCUAGUAGUGACGGCGCGUGCGGGGGCGGCGCGCCCGGGCGAAGCGGCUUGUGCUCCCCGGAUAACGGCGGGCUAUGCGGCACCGCCCAUUGCGCUCGCUGUGACUGGCUCAGUCGGCCGAAGCGAUGGCCGUCGAUCGGCUUCCCCGUGCGGCGAUCCGCGCAACUGGCGCAGCAAGCGGAACGGGCGGCGCACCCCGCGCAGCGAUUCGACGGGUUAGAGGACAGGAAAUGCAGCGAUCCCGCCACGCAGCCCGCAUGGCAAGCCUUCCCCGCAAACUACCCCACAGGUUCCACUAAUCCGGUUAUCCCCGCAGAUCCCACAUAUUUCUUCGCAAGCCUCUCCGCGGAGCCUCCCCGCAAGCAGCAGCCUCUAGCCCCCCAUUCCCCGCCCAUCGACGAGCCUGCUCCCUUCCGCGCGCGGACCGACGGGUUCCCGCCGCCCCCGUGUGCCUUCACCUCUACUCCCGCGGAUCUGCCUCUCGAAACGCCCCGCGCAUCCCGAAGCAUGGCGGAACCAUGGGGCGGAACGGCGGAGCUGGCGCAGGCAUUGGGCGGCGGAGGGCUUGCGGAAUCGGGUGCGGUCCUGGGGGAAGACUGGCGGAAGCCUCCUCCGCCAGGGUGCGGCGAAGCCAUCCAGACCCACGUGGCAUCUUUCUGGCUGACAGUACUGGGACAGCUGGAGUUUCUUGGGGAGGUGUCAUCUGCGCUGCUGGGGGAGGCUGUACCUGGUGGACGAAACAGGCAAGAGCUGGGGAAUGAGGGGAGCAGAAAGAACGCAGGAAGCAGCAAUGGCGGUUUGUCACUUAGCAGCGCUGAACGAGUGUCACACGGAUGUGCGCAAGCUGCUGGAGCAGCAGAGCCAAUGGUGGGGGGAAGUGAAAGCAGGGUGGAGGAGUGGGGGGAAGCUACUGGUGCCAUGCCAGUUCGCCUGAUGGCUGUCCCUCACAUGCUUUCCCCAGACAUGCGCUGCCGGAAUAUCAGUGGCUUUAACGUGAGUGGCUUCAAUAUGGGUUGCCCUAUUGAUGCUAGCGUGUGUGGCACCACUACCGUAAAUCUGAGAGGUCUCGCAUCACCUCCCUUCAAUAUGGGUUCCCUGAAGCCUCUCUCUUCGGCGUCCUGCUUGCACCUGGGGGAGGUGUUAUCUGCAACGCCUCCUGGCCAAGGCACCACCGCUAAGAACCGCACUGAACCGGGCCGGCCGUACCUGCGUGUCCGAUCCACCCUUUCAGGCCAGUCAAGCGACCUGGACAUGUGUCGCAAGGGGACUGGCCACAGCCCUGCAUCCAUUCUGGACUCUCCUGUUCCGUCUGAUGACUCUGGCUGUGACUCUCGGCCUGAGCUUGUAUGGGGGGGACAGUCCACACUCUCCCUUGGGUAUUGA
Messenger RNA from Closterium sp. Naga37s-1, 1704 nucleotides. The record is from the annotation of a GenBank genome assembly. NCBI's taxonomy places the organism in Eukaryota, Viridiplantae, Streptophyta, Zygnematophyceae, Desmidiales, Closteriaceae.